AUGUCUGCUGCUGUUACGAUAUCACCACUCUUUACACCCAUUACGAUUGGGGCAAAACAACAUAUUAUUCUCCCCAACCGUUUUCUCAUGUUACCCAUGUAUUUAAAUAUCGAACAGGAACUUCCCAUGUGGAGUGAUGCUCACAUGAAUGCAAUGGGAGCCUUUUACGCAGAGCGGGCUCGAUAUGGAGCUAAACUAAUUAUAUGUGGUGGUUUGGGAGUUUCUCAUCUUGGUAAGUGGCGUAAAGACAGUAUGGCUUUAAAUACAAAAGAUACCGUCAAAGCCUUUAAACGAGUAACAGAUGCCGUUCAUGCAGAAGAUGGUAUUAUUUUAGCACAAGCCUUUCAUCCAGGACGUGCAGCACGAAGACGUUGGUUUAUUUCUUCCACCUCUACACCUUCAUCUGUACAACCUUUUCCGAAUGCACAUCCAUGGAAGUUACCAGCCUUGUGGGUGGAUUAUAUUGUUUCUGAACAUGAACGGUUUGCACGAUUGGCAGAAGCGGCUGGAUUUGAUGGAAUGGAAAUUCCUGUGAGUGAGGGAGGGUUAUUGCAUAAUUUUCUCUCUUCUGCAGUAAAUGAUCGUCAUGAUAGAUUUGGUGGUUCUCUAGAUCAUCGAUUAGAAAUCAUAUUACGUGUAUUAGAUUCUAUUCGUAAAUCUUUAAUAAAUCCGGAACGAUUUUUACUCUCUGUUCGACUUUGUGUACAUGAUCUUAAAGUGGGUGGUACACCUAUGGAAGAAACCCUUACAGUAGCGGAAGUUCUUUCACGUUUUGGUGGUGUGGAUUUAUUAAAUACAAGUGUAGGGAUGCAUGAUUCCCCUAUACAAACAAUGGCAUCUUAUGUACCUCAAGCAGCCUUUGCUCGUAGUGUUCAUUGUGUACGAGAACGAUUACAAUCAUUAAAUUUAAAUCUUCCUAUUGUGGCUACACAUCGUAUACAUUCUAUAGCAGUGGCGGAAAAACUUUUACGUGAAGGUGUAUGUGAUUUAGUUGGAAUUGGUCGUCCUUUAUUAGCAGAUGCUCAAAUGAUUCAAAAAGCUGCAGAAGGACAUGAAGAAGCUAUUAUUCCAUGUAUAGCUUGUAAUCAAUGUGUUAAUCGAUUAUAUAAACAUCAAAGGAUUACAUGUGCAGUUAAUCCAGUGAGUGGAUAUGAAUGUGAACGACGAUGGUUACCGGCAAAAUAUAAAAAAUCUAUUGCAGUCAUUGGUGCUGGUCCUGCAGGGAUAACAUGUGCGUUAACCUUAUGGAGACGUGGUCAUGAUGUUUCCUUAUUUGAGAAAUCCAAUACGAUUGGUGGUCAAUUAAAUCUUGCUAAAGUGAUACCAGGAAAGGAAUCUUAUCAAGAUAUAUUACAGUAUUGGAUACAACAAUUACGUCAAUCUACUAUUAAUAUACGAGUUGGAGCGGAAUUUACACGUGAGGAUAUGGCGAAAAAUCAUCAAUUCUUUCAUGCGUUGGUUCUUUGCUGUGGUAGUGUACCAAGACCAGCCACAUCUCAUCAAAUCCCAGGAACAUCGGAAUCUCCAUUAGUUGUACCAUUUGAAAAGAUAUUAAAUGGUAGUGUUCGUGCGGGUCGUCGUGUCGUAAUAAUUGGCAAUGGAGCUAUUUCACAUGAUGUGGCUUCUUAUUUAUUACAUGAUCAACGAGUUUCACGCAGUGUAGAGGCUUAUUGUGAUGAAUGGGGAGUAGAUCUUGAAAAGGGUGUGAUUAACCCAUAUGCUGCAGAGAGUGCCCCUCGUAAUAAUCGUGAUGUGAUUAUUUUUAAUAAAGCCGAUAAGGAUGCGGAUCUCUCACGUGGUAAAGGAUGGACACAGAAAUUAUGGAUUCGUAAUCAUGGUGGGACGAUUAUUAAACAUGGAUUAGUAGAAAACAUUGAUCAAAAGGGUGUACAUGUUUCUAUGCUUGCCCCAGAUUCCCGUAAAUUCUUUGUAGAGUGUGAUACCAUUAUCUGGGCGUAUGGAAUGUUGCCUAAUAUUUCGGUUGGGACUUGGAUUUAUGAAUGGAUGAAAGACGGGGCGAAGGAACGGGGGGAAAUGAUUUCAGACUUUAGUAUCUACACAGCGGGAUCUUGUCGGGAUAGUUACACCGGGGAGGGACACGGGGAGGAGGAUCUCUUACAGGCUGUUCAUGAGGGAUAUGAGAUUGGAUAUAAGAUAUAA
Messenger RNA from Trypanosoma theileri, 2160 nucleotides. RefSeq names its product 2,4-dienoyl-coa reductase-like protein. Bases 1 to 2160 code for a protein of 719 amino acids. Lineage: Eukaryota; Euglenozoa; Kinetoplastea; Trypanosomatida; Trypanosomatidae. The transcript has a single exon. Gene Ontology annotation, molecular function: oxidoreductase activity; FMN binding. The record is from RefSeq and is a predicted model, not a curated record.